This is a messenger RNA of Dermatophagoides pteronyssinus (European house dust mite), 1332 nucleotides long. It is a transcript of the gene Hpd, whose product is annotated as 4-hydroxyphenylpyruvate dioxygenase. Gene Ontology annotation, biological process: L-tyrosine catabolic process. Gene Ontology annotation, molecular function: 4-hydroxyphenylpyruvate dioxygenase activity. Gene Ontology annotation, cellular component: Golgi membrane; endoplasmic reticulum membrane. The record is from RefSeq and is a predicted model, not a curated record. NCBI's taxonomy places the organism in Eukaryota, Metazoa, Arthropoda, Arachnida, Sarcoptiformes, Pyroglyphidae.
ACGUAGCCAGUCGAAUGAUUCGAGAGAAAUUUUUUCAGCAAUUAUUUUAUCAAAAGUUAUUUUUUCGAUUUAAACAAUUCAACAAUGACAUCCUAUACGGAUAAAGGACCAAAACCAGAACGUGGUCGUUUCAUUCAAUUUGAUCAUGUUACCUUUAUUGUUGGUAAUGCUAAACAAGCGGCUACAUAUUAUUGUGUACAUAUGGGUUUUGAACCAUUAGCAUAUAAAGGUUUGGAAACUGGUAGCCGUGAUAUUGUUAGCCAUGUUGUUAAACAGAAUAAAAUUAUAUUUGAAUUUCAAUCACAAUUAAAUCCACAACAUACUGAAAUGAGUGAACAUUUAAUUCGUCAUGGUGAUGGUGUAAAAGUGGUAGCAUUCGAUGUAGAAGAUAUUGAAUAUAUUGUUGAAAUGGCCCGAAAACGUGGUGGUAAAAUUGUUCAAGAAAUUCGUAUCGAUUCCGAUGAAUUUGGUUCGGUUAAAACGGCUGCUGUACAAACAUAUGGUGAUACAGUACAUAAAUUGGUCGAUCGUCGUGAAUAUCGUGGAGCAUUUUUACCCGGUUAUAAAAAAUCUGAAUUAGAAAUCGUUGAUUUUUUAGCUACAUUACCAAAUAUUGGUCUGCUUCAUAUCGAUCAUGUUGUUGGUAAUCAACCGGAAAAUCAAAUGGAAAAAGUUGCUCAAUGGUAUGAAAAAGUAUUGCAAUUUCAUCGAUUCUGGUCGGUGGAUGAUACACAAAUGCAUACAGAAUAUUCUGCAUUAAGAUCGAUCGUAAUGGCCAAUUAUGAGGAAACAAUCAAAAUGCCAAUCAAUGAACCAGCACCAGCUAAACGAAAAAGUCAAAUACAAGAAUAUGUUGACUAUUAUGGCGGAGCUGGUGUGCAACAUAUUGCUUUGCGUACAGAGGAUAUUAUUUCCGCUAUCAGUAAACUUCGUGCACGAGGUAUGGAAUUUUUGAAAGCACCGAAAAUCUAUUAUGAAAUGAUUCGUGAGAAACUUAAAAACAGUCCGACUAAAGUGGCCGAAGAUAUGGAUUUGUUGGAAAAAUUAAGCAUCCUUAUCGAUUAUGAUGACAAUGGAUAUUUGUUACAGAUUUUCACUAAACCAAUGCAAGAUCGUCCGACCCUAUUUUUGGAAGUUAUUCAACGACGUAAUCAUCAAGGAUUUGGUGCUGGAAAUUUUAAAACUUUAUUCGAAUCGAUCGAAUUGGAACAGGAACGACGAGGAAAUUUAUGAAUGCUUCAAAUCGUUUUUGAUUAAUUGAUUUUGAAUCGAAUCUUUCUAUCCUUAUGCUAAACUGGGUAAUUUUUCAUGUCAAUGAUUUUUUUUUGCAAU